AUGGCAUCCACUUCCGCUGUAGGGUCGUAUUCGAACCCUUUGAAAAAGUUCAAGCUGGUGUUCUUGGGAGAGCAGAGCGUUGGCAAAACGUCCCUGAUUACGAGAUUCAUGUACGACUCAUUCGACAAUACAUAUCAAGCGACCAUCGGAAUCGACUUUCUGUCAAAGACUAUGUACCUAGAGGACAGGACUGUCCGACUCCAGCUUUGGGAUACAGCCGGUCAAGAAAGAUUCAGGUCGUUGAUUCCUUCCUACAUUCGGGAUUCGAGCGUUGCUGUUGUUGUUUACGAUAUUUCAAACGCCAAGUCCUUCCAGAAUACCCGGAAAUGGAUUGACGACGUACGAGGGGAGCGUGGCAAUGAUGUUAUCAUUGUUCUAGUUGGCAACAAGACUGAUCUUAACGACAAGCGCGAGGUCACCACCGCGCAGGGUGAAGAGGAGGCUAAGAAGAACGGGUUGAUGUUUAUCGAGACUAGCGCCAAGGUUGGUCAUAACGUCAAGCAACUUUUCCGGCGGAUAGCCCAAGCUCUACCAGGCAUGGAAGGCGAAGGUAGUAGAGGAGAGAGCCAAGUGAUCGAUGUGAACAUCAACCCAAAAGAGACCACAACCAACGAUGGAUGCGCAUGCUGA
Molecule: messenger RNA, 630 nt
Organism: Aspergillus oryzae RIB40
Lineage: Eukaryota; Fungi; Ascomycota; Eurotiomycetes; Eurotiales; Aspergillaceae
Product: Rab family GTPase YPT6
Exons: 5
Coding region: 1-630 (209 amino acids)
Molecular function (GO): GTPase activity; GTP binding
Source: RefSeq, a predicted model, not a curated record